Molecule: messenger RNA, 939 nt
Organism: Exophiala oligosperma
Lineage: Eukaryota; Fungi; Ascomycota; Eurotiomycetes; Chaetothyriales; Herpotrichiellaceae
Exons: 1
Coding region: 1-939 (312 amino acids)
Biological process (GO): response to reactive oxygen species; cellular response to oxidative stress; hydrogen peroxide catabolic process
Molecular function (GO): peroxidase activity; heme binding
Source: RefSeq, a predicted model, not a curated record
AUGCGGGCGGGACCUCUGUCUGGAACUGAUCCGGCACUUGCACCCGUCCACCGGGCUAUACGGGAUCUUCUAUACCGACCUGGCCAUGAUGAUGGUUCUCUCGGUCCUCUUCUUGUACGGUUGGCCUGGCACUGUGCAGGGACCUACUGCGCCGUUUCGGACACAGGAGGCUCUAAUGGCGGCGCAAUGAGAUUUGACGACGAGGCUAAUGACCCGUCGAAUGCCGGGCUUGAAACUGCCAGGAGCGCACUCGACGACCUGAGACAUCAGCACCAGCUUUCAUGGCUGAGCCACGCAGACCUUUACACGCUUGCAGGAGUCGUAGCCAUUGAAACUCUUGGAGGACCCAAGGUAAAAUGGCUCGGUGGUCGGACGGACUACUCGGACGCCCGAGAAGCUUCAGCAUCGGGGAGUACGGUUGGGAGGCUCCCCGACGCCAGCAAAGAUGCGAGCCAUGUCCGGCAGGUCUUCCACCGCAUGGGUUUCGAGGACCGUGAUAUCGUGGCGUUGUGUGGUGCGCAUUGUCUGGGGAGAUGCCAUGCGGACAGAAGCGGCUUCGAGGGCAAAUGGGUGAGAAACCCGACGAGAUUCUCAAAUGCAUUUUUCCGAACGCUAAAAGCCCACGAAUGGCACCGGCGGUCGCUUGGGAAUGGGCUCUAUCAGUUUUCAAACAUUGCAGCCGGCGCCAGCCAGUCUGGUCGAGGCAGCGUGGAGGAGUUGAUGAUGCUACCGGCCGACAUGGCAUUGCUGGAAGACCCUGCUUUUCGAGUCUGGGUGGAUAAAUACGCCAAAGACAAGGAUCUUUUUUUCAAAGACUUUGCAGAUGCGUUUGCAAAGCUGCUGGAACUGGGAUUGAAGAGAGACACAGAUGGAAGACUCCUGCGAGCAAGUGGUCCCAAGGCAUCAUUAGUUGAUUGUCCUAUGCAAGCCAGGUUAUAG